UUUAUCCGCAGGCCAGUUUUGUUAAUUGGAUGUUUAUUCGUGACGAUCCCUUCUUCUCAGCGCUACUGUCGCCGGCCGCCUGGCAACUGUCGCUUCUUCCACCCACCCGAGCACAUUCGCCAUCAACUACUGCUGACUCGUUUUGAAAGGUCCGGUCCCCACAGGCUUCUCACUCCGGCCCCAGCCUCAUCGCCUCGUCAUCAGGCCCGGCUGGUUGUCGGGUUGUCGGGCCAGCGUGGCGGGGUUCAAAGUAUUGGACAAUUGUCGAGAACCAACCAAACCGGAGGCCUACACUUGGGCAACUGUCGGCAUUCGACUUGCCCACUCCCUCUUCACUCUCCGGAGGCGGUAUUUGGAGUAGCUCUUGACCGGUCACAAGUGACCGGUACGUCCAGAGAUACGGAGCAAGCGUCACCGGCGUCACAUGGACUCAUCUGCCCCGAAGACCUCAUACCCAGGGCCCUUGUCUCGGCCGUCGGCCUGCGAGCUCAGCCAGCCUCCGACAGCACAGGCUGGCGGAUCGGUAAUGAAGAGCUGCUGCCGAAUUGCUGGCAAAAGGCCAGUUCUGAGGGGAUUAAGGCUUUGUCAGAGACGAGGCGAUUUGUCGGCAUGACCGAACCCGACUCGACUCCAGGCCGCCAACAACUGACUGAAAUUCGGCUACAACCAGCAGUUCUCUGGCCUAAGCUGACGGAAUGGAUGAGUCGGAAUGAUUGGCAUUCACUUCUGCUUUCGUCACUAAGUGACCUGUUUCCAUCCCGUUUGGCUGCUAGCAACACCUCUCCCGAACUCGACCUACAAGCAAGGAUCAACAAAGUAGUGUCUCCUAAUUUUUUGGCAAGAAAUCAAAAAAUGUUCAUCCCCAUAACACAUUCAGGCUAG
Molecule: messenger RNA, 882 nt
Organism: Protopolystoma xenopodis
Lineage: Eukaryota; Metazoa; Platyhelminthes; Monogenea; Polystomatidea; Polystomatidae
Source: the annotation of a GenBank genome assembly